AUGGGGCUGGACGGGCUGGGCGCCGAGGCCGCCCCCGCCGCGCCCCCGGCCCCGCCGCCGCCCGCGCCCGCCUUCUACUACCCCGACCCGCCGCCCUACGGCGCCCCGCUGCUGCGCCCCGACCUGGACGCGCCCCCGGCCCCGGCCCCGGCGCCGGGACCCGCGCUGCGCGGCCGCUUCCUGCUGGCCCCGCCCGGCCGCCCGGUCAAGUCCGAGCCCCCCGAGCCGGACGGCGCCUACGGCUGCGCGCCCGGCCUGCUGCGGGGGCCGCGGGCGCUGGAGCUCAAGCGCGAGGCGGGCGACCGCGGCCCCGACACGCCGCCGCUCAGCCCCGACGGCCCCGCGCGCCUCCCCGCGCCGCCCGCGCGCGCGCCCUUCCCGCACCCGCACCCGCCGCCGCCGCCGCCGCACUUCGCCGGGCCCGGCUUCGGCGCGCCCGGGCCGGCCGGGCUGCACUUCGUGCCCACCGUGCCCGCCGCGCCCGCCGCCUUCGGGCUCUUCGAGGACGCCGCCGCGGCCGCCGCCGCCGCCGCCCUGGGCCUGGCGCCGCCCGCCGCCCGCGGUCUGCUCACGCCCCCGUCGUCCCCGCUCGAGCUGCUGGACGCCAAGCCCAAGCGCGGCCGCCGCUCCUGGCCGCGGAAGCGCACGGCCACGCACACCUGCAGCUACGCGGGCUGCGGCAAGACCUACACCAAGAGCUCGCACCUCAAGGCGCACCUGCGCACGCACACGGGGGAGAAGCCUUAUCACUGCAACUGGAACGGCUGCGGCUGGAAGUUCGCGCGCUCCGACGAGCUCACGCGCCACUACCGCAAGCACACGGGCCACCGGCCUUUCCAGUGCCACCUGUGCGACCGCGCCUUCUCGCGCUCCGACCACCUGGCUCUGCACAUGAAGCGCCACAUGUAGCCCCCCGCCCCAGCCCACCCGAUCCCGACCCCCAAGCCCAGCCCCAAUCCCGCGCAAGGCCGUGGCGGGUCCCACGCGCCGGGCUCGGCCCCCUCCCGCCUCCCCAAAAGAAGACACCCCUUCCCCCCCAAAAGAAAAACUGUGACUGGUAUUUAUUGGACCCAGCUGACCGGGCCGGGCCACGCGCCUGGCCCCCCACCUGAGACUGGAGACCCCACGGAGCAAAGGUUGGAGGGAGCAGCGUCCGUCCACCAGGCUGCACCCCCGGACUACAUUCUGUCCCCCACCCAUGGUGCAAUAAGUCUGGGUGCCCUCCCACCCGCCCCGGCCGGUCUACACUAGUGCGCACCGCGUGUGACUUAUGUACAUAGGCUGUGACCAGGAUUGCUGUAAAUAAGGAGCGCCGACAGCUCCAAUGUGUGUAAUUUUUUUUUAUAUAAGAACUUGCUGUUUUUUAAUUAAAACAAAACAAAAAGUUCA
Molecule: messenger RNA, 1389 nt
Organism: Suncus etruscus (white-toothed pygmy shrew)
Lineage: Eukaryota; Metazoa; Chordata; Mammalia; Eulipotyphla; Soricidae
Gene: KLF2
Product: KLF transcription factor 2
Exons: 2
Coding region: 1-909 (302 amino acids)
Biological process (GO): regulation of transcription by RNA polymerase II
Molecular function (GO): DNA-binding transcription factor activity, RNA polymerase II-specific; RNA polymerase II cis-regulatory region sequence-specific DNA binding
Source: RefSeq, a predicted model, not a curated record